This is a messenger RNA of Aureococcus anophagefferens, 1179 nucleotides long. RefSeq lists its product as hypothetical. The transcript has a single exon. Lineage: Eukaryota; Pelagophyceae; Pelagomonadales; Pelagomonadaceae. Bases 1 to 1179 code for a protein of 392 amino acids. The record is from RefSeq and is a predicted model, not a curated record.
AUGGCCUCCCCGCAGAGUGCCGCGUCGGCGUCGCCGUCGAGCGCGCAGCGCCGGUCGUCGAAUCCCGUGGCGCCCUUCCCGCUGGGCUCGUCGUCCGAGGACGAGCCGCCGGCCAUGGUGAUCCAGGACCCCGGCGACGAGUCCUACGAGAUCACGCGGGCCAUGCCGACGUACCGCCAGCAGAAGCGGGGCAGCCGCGUCCUCGACGCGCUGCUCGUCCAGGAGGACCAGACGCGGUGCCUCGAGCGGCGCCUCGCGGCCGCGCGGAGCGAGGGCGCGCGGCUCAAGGCCCACGCGGACCUCGACCCGGCGCCCCUGCCGGCGGCGGCGCGCGUCGAGGCGACGGCGCUGCCGCUCGAGCGGGCGCUCUUCGCCGACGGGGACGAGGACCGCGCGCGGACGCCGCCGGCCGGAGCGAGGCGCUGGUCGAGUUCGUCGAACUCCGAGGACGGCGCGCCGCCGUCGAGCUGCUGGAGCAAGGCCGGGAGCCGCAAGUGGCAGGAGCCCCUGCGGCCGUCGCCGCCGCGGCCCCGGUCCGUGGAGCCCGCGCCGUCGCGCGCGCCGACGUUCCGCGAGAUGAACCUGCUCCUCGACGCCGCGGGGCACCGCGAGGACCGCGGGGGCUUGCUGCGGCCGCCGCUGCGGCCCCGGCCCAAGGGCGAGACGCGGGCGCGGUCGCGGAGCGCGCGGCCCCGCGACGACCUCGCGGACCGCCUCGACACGGCCGUCUCGGAGCUCGCGCGCGAGCGCCGCCGCGGCGCGGAGCGCGACGGCGAGCUCGCGGAGAUCCGCGCGGAGCUCGAGGCGCUGCGCGUCGCGAAGCGCAACGCCGCGGCCGUCGCCGCCGAGGCCGUCGAGGCGCGCGGGGCGUCGCCGCGGUCCUACGUCGGCGGCCUCUGGGCCUGGGCGACGGGGCCGGCGGCCGCCGUCGCCGUGCCCAAGGACCCCGAGGCGACGGCCUUCCCGCCGCCGCGCCGCGCCGCGUCGCCGCCGGCGCCGUCGCCGGGCGCCCUCGCCUUCUGCUACGACGCGCAGCACGCACCGAAGCGGCCCGGGCUCGCGAUGGUGUUCUGCACGGGCUGGGGCGAGGACGACGACGACGGCGACGACGGCGACGUCGACGACGAGGGCGUCCGCGUCGUCCACCUCGAGCCCCGGCCGGACGGCGCCGCGGCGUAA